Molecule: messenger RNA, 2034 nt
Organism: Columba livia (rock pigeon)
Lineage: Eukaryota; Metazoa; Chordata; Aves; Columbiformes; Columbidae
Exons: 2
Coding region: 156-779 (207 amino acids)
Biological process (GO): response to bacterium
Source: RefSeq, a predicted model, not a curated record
AGAGCCCCGGAGCCCUGUGAGCCCGGGCGAGGCCCCGAGCGGCGCCGGCACAGAACUCAGCCCCGGGGUGGAGCUGGCGUGGGAGAGGAAGAGGGAGAGGGAGAGGAGAGCCGGGGCUGGCAGGGGCAGCGAGGAGCAGGCGGCGGAGCGGCGGGAUGCGGCGGUGCCGGGGAGCAGGGCUGGCCGGACUGGCCGCGGUGCUCCUGGUGACUGCGGGCAGAGCCCAGGUGCAGCAGGAGCCCUUGGCAGAGACCACCGAGGGCACCGAAAUCAGCAUCAGCUGCUCACAUCCCAAUAUACAGCCCUACGAGUCCAUAAUCUGGUACCGUCAGCUCCUGGGCCGAGCCCCCACAUUCAUCACGUUCGUUCAAAAAGGAAUCAAAGGACUGUCGGACCCGCCGGGGCGGCUGUCGGUGGCGGCAGACCGCCGGUCCAGCGCCCUGUGGCUCGAACGGCCCCGGCGCGGGGACGCGGCGGUGUAUUACUGCGCCGUGGGAGACACGGGGAGAGGAGCCGGGGCUGCGGCCGGACACGAACCGGCGUGGGAGGAGAGGGCGGGGACAGUCUAUGAUGAGUCCGCCAGGGGCGCUGCCGCUCUGCCCGUCGGGGCCGCCCAGCCCCGCCCGACCCCGGGGCUGUUCCCCUGCCCGACCGGCACCGGCUUCAGCAUUAACAUGGGCAUCAGAAUCUCCGGGUGCUCCUUGCAGUCGCUGUCUGGGCUCAGCACCUCUUCUCAUCGACGGCUGCUGAGCGUCUGUGCUCCUGAAGGCAGCAAAUAGCCGCGCUUGAGCAGCGCUACAUGUGGAGUCUGAGAUCGUCUGUGCAAGACGGGGAGGGGAGUAGGGUUUCCCACGAGGUUCUCCUGCUUUCCCAGAAACGGCUCAGAGCGUUCUGAGAAACGUGGCAUCCUCUGGCCUGUCUGUAAAGACCUGCACCAUUGUCUCAGAAAUGCAUCGCAGAGGUCAUCGAUUCCCAUCCAGCCCAUGGAAGCCUGGUCCUCCUCUUGCCUCUGUCCUCUUGUUGUCUCUGUCCUCCUGUUGCCUCUGUCCUCCUGCUGUGCCAAGGAUGCUGAGCUCUAUUUUUCAUUUUAGGAAGGCAAAGUGACAGCUGUAGGUCCUUCACAUGAGGACACAGCACCGGGCAGUGAUGCAAAUGGUGAUGCAAAUAAAUUGACAGCAAAUGCUCCAAAGAGAUGCUCAGCUUAGUGGGUGUCUCAUCAAAGCUUAUCUCCCUUGUGAAAACACACCAACAGAUCCCACCCAGUUGUUUUUUUUUUUUUCCGUUCCCAAGGGCACACACAAAGAUUUCAACCCUAUAUUUUUAAUAAAACUCAUAGGAUCCUUGGGCAUUCAAAUGAUGCAAUUAGGAAUGUUGCAAUGAAGAAACCAAUGCCCCCAGGAGUUUCCAGAGUUGCAAUGAGAGUCAGCCCUUACAUGGCAAAGGUCCAUUCCAACAAACCAGAAAGGUUUGUCAGAGCUCUGCCAUGUUCUCUUUACUGUGGUCUGCCACCUGCUCCUCAGCUCUGGCAGGGCCAGACUUUCAUCUGCACUCAAGUGGUUACCCUGCCUUGCAGCCAUGGUUGCUUUUAUUCUUCUGCCACCAACAGACCACAGCACACUUCUGCUUCCUCUCCCUAGCCUGGGUAGUUGAUUCCUCUGGACAUGACAAAUCUGUUCCAAACAGAGCAGUACGUUGCCCUGAAUAAAACAAAAACAUAGUUAAGCAGGCUUACCUCCCUAAGUGGUACAUGGUUUUGCUUGUCUUUGCUUUCUUCACAGGUCUCCUAACAAUGGUGGGAAUGGCCUCAUCCUUGUCACAGUGGGGAGUGAGCAGCCCCUGAGGAUCUGGAUCUAGUUCUUCCUUGGCAGACUUUCCUUCCUGGAGAUCUCCUGCACCACCACCCUUGUCCCCCUAAUGCUGGAGACUUUUUGUGGCACCAGGACUAUAAUUUCUGUUUGCUGCUUCAAUUUUUCCACAUCUUCAUGAGCAUGACUGAGUUUAUGAUCCUCUUAGCCAUGUUCUUUGAUCACUAUA